CCGCGGGCGGGGCGGGGGCGGUGCCGCCGGUGCCGGAGCUCGCCUGAGGCGAGGCGAGGCGCGGCGGCGGGUAGCGAGGGCACGGGUCGGGGCUGCGGUUGCCUUUGCCCCGGGCCGCCGGCGGCUCGGAGCAGCCUCUUUCACACCCGUAGCGGCACGGAUGGAGCCGCCGUGCCCGGCUUGAGCGCGUCGGCGGAACCCGGAGCCGCUCCGCCGAGCCCGCCCGGGCGGGGGGGGGCGCAGCAUGGUGGACUAUAUUGUGGAAUAUGACUAUGAUGCAGUGCAUGAUGAUGAGUUAACGAUCCGAGUCGGGGAAAUCAUCAGGAAUGUGAAAAAACUGGAAGAAGAAGGAUGGUUAGAAGGGGAGCUAAAUGGCAAAAGGGGCAUGUUCCCUGACAAUUUUGUGAAGGAAGUUAAGAAGGAUGUAGAGCCCAAGGAUGAUGCCGUACCAGUCAGGAGGGAGAAAUCUGGCAAUGUAGCCAGCCUUGUGCAGCGUAUCAGCAGCUAUGGGCUUCCGGCAGGAGGAUUUCAGCCUCAUCCCCCAUCCAAAAACUUCAAGAAGAGGUCCAAGAAGCGGCAGUGCAAAGUGCUCUUUGAAUACACCCCGCAGAAUGAGGAUGAGCUGGAACUCAAGCUGGGGGAUGUGAUUGACAUCAAUGAAGAGGUAGAAGAAGGCUGGUGGAGUGGAAUACUGAAUGGCAAGGCAGGGUUGUUUCCUUCAAACUUUGUGAAAGAAUUGGAACUGACGGAUGAUGGAGAAACACAGGACGCUCUGGAUGACACAGAGUCUGUUUUCAGUGGUCCUACCUCACCUGUGGUGUCUCCAGGAAACGGGAGUGAACCUGGGUCUGGACCAGCACAGCCAAAGAAAAUCCGAGGUAUUGGGUUUGGAGAUAUCUUUAAAGAAGGCUCAGUGAAACUUAAGACAAGAUUAUCCAGUAAUGAAUCAGAAGAUAAAAAGCAAGAUAAGCCAUCACCUAACCAUCCCCCUGGAACAAAGCUCGUUCAUUUUCCCGGUACAACAAAAACUGAAAACUUGUCAGAAGUAGUAAAAUCAGAAACUGAAAAUAAACCAAAAGCCAAGGAAUACUGCAGGACAGUAUUUUCCUAUGAAGGCUCAAAUGAUGAACUCAGCUUUAAAGAAGGCGAAAUCAUUCAAAUAAUCAGUAAGGACACUGGAGAGGCAGGCUGGUGGAAAGGAGAACUCAAUGGUAAAGAAGGAGUCUUCCCAGAUGGUUUUGCUGUUCAAAUACAAGAGUCUGACAAAGACUUCCCUAAGCCAAAGAAACCUCCACCUCCAGUUAAAGCUCCAGCUCCAAAGCCUGAAUUGCCAGCUGGAGAGAAGAAAUUCCCUUCUUCAAGGGCUGAAGAAAAAGAUGAAAAAGGAGCUUUGGAUCCGAAGCCUUUGAAGCCGCAGGCUCCUCAAGUACCACCCAAGAAGCCUAUUCCUCCAAGCAAGACUAACAGUUUACUGAGAGCAGGGCUUCUGCACCCAAAACGUCCAGAUAAACCUGUUUUGCCAUCAUCUGUACCCAAAUCUAAUGGAGAAGUUGUUUCUCUUCGACCAAAAUCUGAAGUUGAGCCGUUAGCAAGACCAAAGUUAGACUCUGAACCAUUACCACGUAGACCAAAAUCAGCAGAGGAAGAUUCCCUUGUGGUAAAGAGCAUUAAAGAAUCAGAUAUGUUAAGCUUUGAUGAUGUAAUAGCUACCUCAAAUAAACUAUCGCACCCUACUGCAGACCGACCCAAGAUGGCUGGUAGGAGGCUGCCUUCCCGUUUCAAUAACAGUCCCGCAAGUCAAAAUGUGAGUCCAGAAAAAAAUUUGAAGGUGCAGAAAGAAGAAGAAAGUGCCAAACCAAAGCCAUUUGAAACAAAAAAGCCAUCUGCGUUCAGUCCACCAAUUCCAUCUUCAUCUCAGAGACCAAGUUCUGUUAUACUCAACUUUUUUCCUGGAGACAUCCAGUUUAAAGGAGAAACGGAUGAUGAAAAAACUUCUCUGGAAGAGCUCAGGACUCAGAUUAAUGAUUUGAUGGGUUUAGUAGAUGCACUGAAGAAAGAACAUGGGAGGGAACUGGAAAAACUAAAGAAGGAUUUGGAAGAAGAGAAGCUAUUGCGAAGCAAUCUGGAGCUUGAAAUAGAAAAAUUGAAGAAAGCAGUGAUGUCUACAUGAGACAGCUAUGGACUCAAUGUUUUUAACUCGCCAGGAAUUCAAAGCUGAACACAAGGAGAAUUGACUUAUUUCUUGACAAUGGAUGCUGGUGUUCUACCAUCUUAAAGAAAAAAAAUAUAGUUAAAAAAAAGGAAUUUAGUCUUUUAUUCAGAGAGAGAAGAAAAUGAAAAAGAAUAAUGGUGUAAUUUUUUUGCCAAUAUAAAAGAGGCCUUAUUUCUUACUGUGCUGGAAUUGCAGACCUUGUUUUUUGGUUUGCUUGAAAAUACUACUGAAUCUGUACAGAGAGGAGAGGGAAUUCUUAAUAGAUUUUUAUUGAAUACUUGCAGCUUGAUUUUUAAAGAGAUCUAUACUAUAAAUAGGGUGAUCUAUCUUUACAAAUAAUCUGUAAAAUAGUCUAUUGGGAGGGAUGGAGUAACUGUAUCGUAAUAGUAGUCACUACUUUUCCCCUACACGCAAAAGGGAAUAUAUGAUAUUUGUAUAACUUUGGCAGACUUACCCAGGGUUAUGCUGUUGUGCCUGUCUGCAGUGAGAAUAUUCAUAAUAUGCUGUUUAUAAGUUGAGUAAUUAGAUAGGAAUUUGUUAAUGCAAUGAAGCAGGUGAAACUCCUAUGCAUUGUAGUAAGAACGAAUGAUCUAAUCUGGGUAGCCUAGCGGAACGUUUCGUCACUUGCACUAUUGGAUUAAAAAGGGAUUUAGGACGGAAUCAUGAUGUUAUGACAAAAUUAACUUUUAAAACCACAAAAUGCAAGAGAUACAGAAACAAGACUAGAAUCCAGUCUUAACCUGUGGUGCCUAAAAUAUUACAGCAUGAAAAAGUAAACCUUAAGUCACAACGUCUGUGCUUCUGUGUAUCUAAACUGAAGUCAUCAGUCUUUCUAGUGGUUAAACAUGCAUCUUGAUCUGUUUUUACAGUAGUCAAGUUUUGUUUAUAAUAUGUCUCCAAAUAAAUCCCUUUGGAACUUU
Phalacrocorax carbo (great cormorant) is the source of this 3132-nucleotide messenger RNA. Lineage: Eukaryota; Metazoa; Chordata; Aves; Suliformes; Phalacrocoracidae. The record is from RefSeq and is a predicted model, not a curated record.